AUGCCUUUGCAAGUCAUCUUUAGGACUCACAAGUACUUUAUUUACAAGAAAUUAACGUCUACUGCUACAAUGACAAGUCUAAAAGGUCUAAAAAUCAUUCUCGGUGCAAUGCCAUUUGGCGAAGGAACUGGAGGUCGCAUCACGUCUCCUACAGAGGUGGAACGAAUAAUCAACCUACUGUUCCAGCACGGUCAUAACGAAAUUGAUACGGCCCGAAUGUAUACUGGAGGGAAUAGCGAGAAAUUGCUGGGCUCUUUGAAUCUGUCACGGACGAAGUACAAAAUAGCCACGAAAGCCUUUCCGUUUGAACCUGGGAUGCAUUCUAGGACUCAAAUCCGAACUCAAUUUGAGGCUAGUCUUACAGCUUUGAAUAUGACGCAUGUCGAUUCCUUCUAUUUGCAUGCGCCGGAUCAUGCAACACCUUUUGAGGAUACCUUGGCCGAAGUGCAAGCAUUCUACAACGAGAACAAAUUCACAGAGCUCGGAGUCUCAAAUUAUGCUGCUUGGGAGCUCACGCAUCUUUGGCAUAUCGCCAAGCAGAACAAUUACGUCUUACCAACGAUUUGUCAGGCAAUGUACAAUCCAUUAACCAGAUCCAUCGAAGACGAACUGAUACCAGCAUGUCGAGCACUAAACAUAUCACUAUACGCUUACAACCCGUUAUGUGGAGGUCUCCUUACAGGAAAAUACUCAUACACAUCUCCACCGUCUGAGGGGCGUUUUGGAGAACACGGACAAGGCGACAUGUACAGAUCUCGUUUCUGGAAACGAGAAUACUUCGCAGCUAUAGAUAUCGCCAAAGCAGCUUGUGACAAGGAGGGAAUAUCACUAGUGAACGCAUCUCAUCGGUGGCUGAUGCAUCAUUCUCAGUUACGUGCUGGUGUCGAUGGUAUCGUCACUGCUGUAUCGUCGUAUGAGCAGGCAGUUAGUAAUCUCAAGGAUUAUGAGGACGGGCCCCUGCCGUCGACGAUUUGUGAUGCUUUUGACGAGGGAUGGCAACUCAUCAAGGGUGUGUGUCCCACGUAUUGGCGUAAACAUACAGGGAUGGAGGCUAAAGCUGGUGGUAUUAAACUGUAA
Messenger RNA from Synchytrium microbalum, 1077 nucleotides. RefSeq lists its product as uncharacterized. The record is from RefSeq and is a predicted model, not a curated record. NCBI's taxonomy places the organism in Eukaryota, Fungi, Chytridiomycota, Chytridiomycetes, Synchytriales, Synchytriaceae. Bases 1 to 1077 code for a protein of 358 amino acids. The transcript is spliced from 3 exons.